UCGAAAAGGUGAGGGCAUUUCUCGUUCGUCUCGUCUCUUCACGUUCCCACGAUGCCUCCUCAGCCCAGUUUCUUUGCAAUUUAGAAUCAUGGAAUCAGACUCACUGUCUCCAUCCUCUGAUAAUGGUGAUGCAAAGACAACAUUUCGCAAGCCAUCUACGGAUGCGGCAAACAGGAAAUACCGGCGCCGUUCUCCCGUUGGUGGGUCAUCUUCAUCUGAUGAAAUUCCAAAGAGGGACCGAAGCUCUAGCCCAAACAUUUUGAGGGAUGACCCAGUGAAAGUCUCUGAACAUCGACCAAGGAAGGAUGAUGGGAGAGAAUUUGAAAGGGAUUCUAGUGGAGGUCGUUAUGGUAGAAGUGGUGAUUCUUAUAGACACUCUGAUCGACAGUCCUCCAGGAUGUCCCAUGGUUACUCUAGGCAUGAUGACUACAUACAUGACAAGCAUGUGGAUGAAGAAGAGAGAAACUAUAAGAGGUUGUCCUCUCGUCCUGGUCGAGAGUCAAGGGGUGGCACUCAUUCUGAACUUACAAGAAAAGAAAGCGAGCAUAGUAAGUCCAGAGAUUAUUCGAGAGAUGUGGAUAAAUAUUCCCGAGAUAAAUAUGAUGGGUAUAGAAGCAAGGAUAAGGAUAGAGAAGCCUCGUCUCUAGAACACCAGAAAUAUAAAGAGAAGGAAUCAUUUGAUAGAGCUGGAUCUGGUAGGAAACAUGCAUCUUCUGAAGCGGUGGAGAGGGGUAGGUAUACAAGGGACAGAGAUGGUCGAGAUGAGAAGAGGGAUUAUCAUAGAAGUUCAGGAGAUUACAGAGGUGACCGACUUUCCUAUGAAGAGACUUGGGGGCAUCGAAAUAACUCAACUUCAGGAGAUAGUCGUAAACAUCGAGUGAAAGAUGCUUAUAAGAGUGACCCGGCAGAACUGGAUGGUGAAAAGCUUUCCAAAGAGGAAAAGAAGAAAUAUGAUGACCGAGAAACUAAUGAAGAUAAGGACCGGUAUAUUAGACAACGAGGGGAGCAUGCUGAUAAAUUGACUUCUAUGAGUGAAAAUCAAGAAUCUCCUGCCAAAAAACCAAAGCUGUAUGGUUUAGACAAGGACAUUCACUAUGGGAAAGAUGUUAAGCCAGUUUCAAAGUUUUCAUCUGUAGCUGAGGAUGCUAAAGUGACUCCAGGACAGGGCCAGGCCAAUGAGACUGAUUCUGCUAAUGAUCUAAAUGCUGCAAAAGUUGCUGCAAUGAAAGCUGCUGAAUUAGUUAAUAAAAAUCUUGUUGGAGUCGGAAGUUGCAUGACUACUGACCAAAAGAAGAAGCUGCUUUGGGGUAGCAAAAAGAGCACACCAGCAGAAGAGCCUGGUCGCCACUGGGAUACAGCACUGUUUUCUGAUCGUGAACGACAAGAAAAAUUCAACAAACUCAUGGGUGUGAAGGGCGAUGUGAAGUUGGAGCAAAAACCCGACAACCAAGAAGGAAGCGAUGUUCUUCGAGCCGAGAAGCAGAAGGAACUCCAGAUGGAUUUAGAGAAGCAGUACACUGCUGGACUGCGGCGCAGGGAUGGCCGCACUGUUGGAUUAGGUCUUUAAGCAAUUGCUGUGGAUUUUUCUGCACUCAUAAAGGGCUUUGCUACAUUUUGUUGUACUCUUGUAAAGGAGUUAUGUUUCCUGUAAUUUCAUACUUAUGGCAUGUUUGGGGGGAUAUACUUUGUUUUCGGAGUAUUUCGUAUCUUAGCGAAACGGUGCCGUUAGACAUU
This is a messenger RNA of Corylus avellana, 1734 nucleotides long. RefSeq names its product pre-mRNA-splicing factor. NCBI's taxonomy places the organism in Eukaryota, Viridiplantae, Streptophyta, Magnoliopsida, Fagales, Betulaceae. The record is from RefSeq and is a predicted model, not a curated record.